Molecule: messenger RNA, 1661 nt
Organism: Cylas formicarius (sweet potato weevil)
Lineage: Eukaryota; Metazoa; Arthropoda; Insecta; Coleoptera; Brentidae
Exons: 3
Coding region: 49-1365 (438 amino acids)
Cellular component (GO): extracellular matrix
Source: RefSeq, a predicted model, not a curated record
CAAGUGCAAGGUUGGCUGCUCGUCGCUGCUAUUUUUUAUUUAUUUGGAAUGUCGCGCAGCGCAGUAGUCGCCAUUUUGUAUCUUUCCUCUUUCGUGUCGUGCGAGCCACACACGCCGAAAGUUCGCGAAGACAAUCGGAACGUCCAUACAAAAGCGAGGAACAUUCGGGGCUCGGAUUCCCGCUAUGCUCCGCCUGUGUUCGAUUUUCAGUCCGCCCCUCAACAGGACCUGCAGAGGGCCCGCUACUUCCAGCAGCAGCUGUCCGACAUGGCGAACCUCAAAACCAAACUCGAGAAAAAAAAACGCUCGAAACCGCAGUACCUAGAUAAUGAUCUCGACGGUUCCGAUAGCGAAAUAGUUGAGCAAAAGGUGACCAAGAAAUCACGGUACAUAUACGUCCAGCCGAGUAUCCUCAAGAAUAAUUUUGGGCUCGAUUCCGAGACGGCCGACGAAAUUUUAAAAAAGUCUACUCCCGGCAAUCAGAUAUCCGCCCUCGAAGACCUGAUCGGGAAAAACCCCCACGUCCAACUCGAAGGGCUCCAAAGACUACUGAAAGAAUCCGAUGUCGUCUCUGCUGAAGGCAGAGCGAAUCUGGACGGUAUUCAGAAACAGUUGGAAGCGGCGACGAGUAUCCAGACAGAAGCCGCUUUCGAGCAGGCUCAGCGACAAGCUCAGGCGCACGUGGAGGCUCAGAACAAAGCCAUUGCUCUCGCUCAGAAGCAGAUUGAAGAGGCCGCACUUGCAAGGAUCGAGGCUCACAAUAGUGGAAGGUCCGUUCUUGAUUUGAACGAGAUCGCUAGGAUACAAGAGGAGGCUAUAGCCCAGCUGAAACCUCUUGGUUUACAAGGACACCCUCAGGCGGUCGGAGAUGCAAAAAAUGCGUUGGCUCAAUCGUACUACACUGUCAAGAUGUCGGGCGGUUCAAAUGACCCUCACCGCGUCAGCCACGCCCCUCAGACCCCGGAAGAAGGUCCGUCGUCUUACUUGGAGGUGGAAACAUUUCCCCAGCUGAGCAAACCUUACUCCGCGUCAUUACCGCAGUUUGGGAGGGGUGACAGUGCGGUUGGUGGUACUGGUCAGCAUUAUCCAAUCAGUUUGAAGGACGAUGGUGACGACGGCUCGUACCAUGACCUUCACCAAUACGCUGCUAAGUACGCUUUCGGAUAUCAAAUCUUGGAUGGAGAACACGGCAACGACUUUGGUCACGAGGAGAAGAGGAAUGGAAAAAGUACCAAAGGACAGUACUUCGUAGUCUUGCCCGAUGGCAGGAAGCAAAGGGUCGACUAUUACGUGGACGAAGGCGGUUAUCACGCCAGGGUGUCUUACGAAAAUAUAGGCAAACAUGACGUCAGGCACAGGGCUUAAAGUUUCCUCCCUGUGUUGGCGCGCUUUAAUGACGUCAAUUAGAACCAAGCAUUAAGAACGGGUACCAGUUAUCACCUCGGAUUUCCUGUAUACUAUAUGUUAGCUAUUUAUUGUAUUGUUUAAUAUUCUCUAUGGUUUUAGGACCUUGCAGUUUAUUAUAGAAAAAACAUUUCGCGGAAAUUCGGCAAACUGCAACAUUUUUUAUUCAACUGGAAGAUAGAAGAAGAUACUGCUAUUUUAUGCUUUUAUGCCGCUAUUUCUGGAGAAGGUUUUUUCUUUAAUUUUCGAUUCGCGGG